Messenger RNA from Uranotaenia lowii, 3417 nucleotides. RefSeq lists its product as uncharacterized. The record is from RefSeq and is a predicted model, not a curated record. Gene Ontology annotation, biological process: DNA integration. Gene Ontology annotation, molecular function: nucleic acid binding. The transcript is spliced from 2 exons. NCBI's taxonomy places the organism in Eukaryota, Metazoa, Arthropoda, Insecta, Diptera, Culicidae. Bases 1 to 3417 code for a protein of 1138 amino acids.
AUGACUUACAAGGCACGUUGGGAUGUGGUUCAUGAAUUCAACCUCUGCAAACGAUGCCUGAGAAGGCACGGACGCAAGCCCUGUAAAUCCCAGAAGCUGUGUGGACAAAACGGUUGCGAUUAUAAGCAUCAUCCAUAUCUUCAUAAACACGGAAGCGAACCAAACGUACAAGAAGGUCAUAUGCACCAUCAUUCUUCGAAUCAAGUUUUGUACCGGGUGGUACCCGUGAUCCUAUAUGGACCCGAGAAAAAGCUGCAUACCUACGCGUUUCUUGAUGAUGGUUCAUCAGUUACUCUGGUUGAUUCAACUAUCGCAGGGGAUUUGGGAAUCAAAGGGAAAUUGGAACCCCUUUGCCUCAAAUGGACGGGGAACAGAACUCGGCAGGAGAAGGAAUCUGAAAACAUUUGGAUUGAAAUCUCAGUUUUCAAUGCUAACAAACCUAAUAAAGUUCGAAUGGUAUGGGACGCAGCCGCCAAAGUCCAUGGCAUCUCUCUAAAUUCAAUGCUACUCAAGGGCCCCGACCAGAACUGCGCUUUGACCGACGUGCUUAUUCGUUUCCGGGCGAAUCGGAUUGCGGUUUGCGGUGACAUUCGUGAAAUGUUUCACCAAGUUCUCAUAUCCGAAGAAGACCAACACUGCCAGCGAUUUCUAUGGAAGGACAACGUGAAUGAUGCUGAACCCAGUACCUACGUGAUGCAAGUGAUGACGUUUGGGGCAAGCUGCUCGCCCAGUUCUGCGCAGUACGUGAAAAACUACAACGCUCAACAGUACCAAGGCCAAUACCCUCUAGCGGCAGCAGCGAUAACAAAUAGUCACUACGUCGAUGACAUGCUACUGAGUGUGGAAUCGGAACAAGAAGCAAUUCAACUAGCCAAGGAGGUUCGUUUCAUCCAUGCGCAGGCUGGAUUUGAAAUGCGAAAUUGGUUGUCAAAUUCGCGGGCCGUUGUUACAGCGCUGAAUGAGUGUGGUGAGAACGAAAAAAGUCUCAACAUUGGCGAUCAGACGUCUACGGAAAAGGUAUUGGGAAUGUGGUGGUGCACAUCGACAGACUGCUUUACAUAUAAGUUGUCUCCGAAGCACGAGGAAGAUCUGCUGGCUGGAAAACGCGUACCUACAAAACGUGAGGUGCUUCGCACUCUGAUGGCAAUUUUCGAUCCAUUGGGAUUCCUUUCGAACUUGCUCAUCGUUCUAAAAGUUAUCCUUCAAGAAAUUUGGAGGUCAACCGUUGGAUGGGAUGACCAAAUCCCGAUGAAACUCUUCGAUGAUUGGCUACAAUGGUUAAGUGUGCUGCCAAGAGUUAAAGAUAUCAAAAUUCCUCGUUGCUAUCUUUCCAACCUUUCAGUAAAUACAGGAACUUUAGUAACUUUGCAUACAUUCGUAGAUGCCAGCGAACUAGCUUACGCAGCCGUCACGUACAUUAGAUUUCAACAAGGCGAUACUGUGGAGUGUGCAAUAGUGGGAGCCAAGGCUCGAGUUGCACCACUAAGAUUCCUCUCGAUUCCAAGAAUGGAACUGCAGGCAGCCGUUAUCGGAGUUAGAUUGGCAGAUACCAUUUCAAAUGCGCUUUGCUUUAAAAUAAAUCAGCGCAUUUUCUGGAGCGAUUCUCGAGACGUUCUAUGCUGGUUAAGGUCCGAUCAUCGACGUUACUCUCAUUACGUUGGUCACAGGGUUAGCGAAAUACUCGAAACUACGCAAGUUGGCGACUGGAAAUGGGUGCCUACAGAAGAAAACGUUGCUGAUGAAGCGACUAAAUGGCAGCGUCUACCAGAUCUUAAUAGUGAAUGCCGCUGGUUGAAUGGACCCGAAUUCCUGCGAGAGGACGAAGCAGCUUGGCCAUGUGAGCGGUUUGGAAAAUCGUAUACAGAAGAGGAACUUAGACCGAACGUCUCUUGUAAUGUACAUUCACUUCUUCCUGCACCCUUUAUACAAUCGGAUAGAUUUAGGAGUUGGAACUUGCUCCGGCGAACAGCAGCCUGGAUUCUUCGAUUCGCGCACAAUGCUCGAUAUAAAAAGUACCAAGAAAAGUGGACUGGUCCUCUCUCGGGAAAAGAACUUCACCGGGGAGAAGUGUUGAUGUUUCGACAAGCUCAGAACGAAUUUUUUAUAGAUGAAAUAAACUCACUGGCGUCAACAUCUCCCACACCUACCAUACACAAAUCAAGUCCAAUCUACAAGCUGUGGCCCUUUCUUGAUGAUGAACAAGUCUUGCGAGCCGCAACUCGAAUCGAAGCAUGUGAAGCAGCUAGCAUGGAUGCGAAAAAUCCAAUAAUUCUUCCGAAAGAUCAUCCAAUUUCUCGACUCAUAGUGCAACAUUAUCAUGUAAAGUUCUAUCAUCGCAACCAUCAGACGGUAAUAAACGAACUGAGACAAAGAUUUCGAGUGACACCUAGGCUAUCAAGCCUAUAUUGGAAGGUGCGAGCAAACUGUCAGCUGUGUAAGAACCUAAAAGCCGCUCCAAGACCGCCUCGUAUGAGUAAUCUACCAUCAACAAGGCUUUCGACAUUCACCAGACCAUUUUCCUUCGUAGGCAUUGACUACUUCGGUCCAAUGUUCGUUUCUGUCAAGCGUAGUACUGAAAAGCGUUGGGGCGUCUUAAUAACUUGUUUGGCCGUUCGAGCAAUACACAUUGAAAUCGCACACUCUUUGUCAGCUGAGUCAUGCAUCAUGGCUCUUCGAAAUUUUAUGGGGCGGCGAGGCACACCAACCAAAAUCUUUAGCGACCGUGGCACAAAUUUUAUUGGGGCAAAUAAAGAGCUCAAGGUGGCACUAGGGGAAAUGGAUCAAAAAGCUCUCUUGCAGGAAAUUUCAAGUCCAGAAACAACCUGGUCUUUCAUACCACCCGUUUCCCCUCAUAUGGGAGGAUCUUGGGAGCGGAUGAUCCAAACAGUUAAACGAAACUUGAACCAGAUAAAACCUAAGCAUCAGCUCAACGACGAGGUGCUUCGAAAUUUGUUAGUUGAAGUGGAAAACACCGUGAACUCUCGACCGCUUACUCACGUUUCAUCGGAGGAUCCAGAACAACCAGUAUUAACUCCGAAUCAUUUCCUCGUUGGAUCAUCGAACGGACUAAAACCAGCUUCGCUAUUGGACGACAGUGAAAAGGCCGUUAGAAGAACGUGGCGAUCAUCCCAGGUGGAGGCAAACAUAUUUUGGAAACGUUGGGUACGCGAUUACCUUCCUGAUCUAACCCAACGCUCUAAAUGGCAUACCCCUGCGGAACCCAUACAGGUGGACGACAUCGUGGUUAUAGUCGAUGCUAAUCUGCCAAGAAACUGUUGGCCGAUAGGUAGAGUCAUCUCAGCGGAAGCGAGCUGCGACGGAGAGGUACGAAAGGCCGUGGUUCAGACGGCUAAUGGAAUCUACGAACGACCUGCAGUGAAACUAGCCGUAUUGGAUGUUCGACGUAAAACAGAGUAA